GAACCAAAGCCACAUGUUUGCUCCCGCGCAUACUUAGCUGCCCUCAUCCUUGAACCGACGAGGAUCAGUUCAAAGCGAUAAAAAUAGACACAUUGGCAUCCCAGUAUUGUUUGCGAAUUACUACUGGAUUGCGCCGCUUGCAUUUGGGAAUUCGGCUCAAGAGAGGCAAAACCGUCCGCCCAGUGUGGGCCUUUUGGUUUUUCUUUAUUAUUUUUGUUCUGGAUUAACGUUGCGCACAGUCAUAUUGCAUUUCUCAAAGGUGCUCAUCAGAUAAUACGGUGUGGAUUACUGCGGGAUCAUAUCCAUCUCCCAACUACCCGUGCCUUAACGUCAUAGUACCAUGUCUCUCGACGAGUUCCGAAGUAAACGGAUUCGAGUAUUCCGCAACGGAGACUUGUAUGAGCCAGGGAAGAAGUUGGUGAUCAACACCCGAGUCUACCGCAACUUUGAACAGUUUCUUUCCAGACUCUCUGACGAGAUCAACCUCGUCAAUGGCGCUGUCCGCAAAGUAUUCACCCUCGACGGUCACAUCAUCCGAACACUAGACGACCUGAAAGAUGGCGCCGUCUACGUGGCAACAGGUGGCGAAAGUUUCAAAAAGGUGCCCUACCUCAUUACCGCCGAUAUACCCCCAUCAGCCGUGUCCGGCAUGACAAAUGGCGAUAGUGAAUCCAGAGAAAAGUCUGCCCUCAUCCGAACAAAGCGUCCGAGUGGGUGGGGAGUGAAUAUUAUCAAGGAGCGGUUUGGAACUUCGAAGGCGCCAAAGGAGGUGCAAGAGCGGCGUAAGAAAGAGCCAGAGCGACCCAUCUUUGGACCUACAAGCAAAGCCUACAAAGUCACCGUCUUCACAAAUGGGGAUGGUGCAUCUGCUGGAAUCAAGAUGAUUUUGAACUACCGAAACUGUCGAACAUUUGAUCAGCUCCUCAAAAACCUUACAGAACUCCUCCGCAUCAGCGUCCGAAGACUUUACGACGCAGAAAAUGGUCACAAAAUUAGCAAUCUCCGUCAGAUUCAUGAUGGGCAGAACCUGGUUGCAGCCGUUGCGGACGGUUUCAAGCAAACAACAUACCAUAUAGAGCAUCCUGCACAGGCUAACAAACAUGAAGACGACUUUCCCCGUGUUGUAACGUUUUUUCCAAAUGGAGAUUUGUAUCAUAUUGGACAAACUGUCACGGUUACCAAAAAGCGGUUCCCAAAUCUACAGAGGCUCUUGGAGAAUCUCAAUACCCAGAUUCACCUCGUGACGGGUAUGAUUCAGAAGCUCUAUGCCCUCGACGGCCACCGCAUUCAAUCCGUCGAUGAGCUGACACAUAACGGGGCCUACGUGGUCGUCUCGAACAAUGAUCCCUUCAUCCGCGGUAAAUAUAAUGUCAAUGCACCCAUUGUCUCUGAACAUCCUGUCAAGGGGCUAGCGGGGCAGACACAGAGAAAUGAGUUUAUGGCAGGCAUCCGCAAAUUGCCAAAGAAAGGACACCCAGCGGUGACCGAGGAAGCUACUGAGGAUGAGGAAAGCGACAGUGGACGAGGUCGGAGAUUGGGGGAGAUGGCCGCUCGCAUACGGAAGAAGGUGAAGGCCAAGAGGUCGAGUAGCCAGCCUCCACAUGUACCAGAAAACGAGCUUGUUGAACCAGCCGCACACAAGAAAGUGGUAAGCAAACAGCCCAAUUCCAAACAGGCCCCUGCAGAGGCGAAACGCGUAGAGAAAGUUGAACAAGCAAAGCCCAAGAAAGCAUCAGAACAGGUCGCUCGAAAACACGACGAAGGACGCGACGUAUCUCAAACAAGCAGAACACCAGUUGAGACCUCACAAGAACGCAUUGGUAGUCCCCACAAGUACCGCAAAAUAUACAAAAGCAAGGAGGAGAUCGCGGAACCUGCUGCCGUCCGCGCCCGGGAGGAAGAGAAAGUCGCACCCGUUACCAACAAAGGAGGGAAAAAGCAAGGACAAGAACAAAAGGACGAAGUGGAAAAGACCGUAAAGUCUCACCCGGGGAAGAAAGCAACCAAUGCAGAGGUACAUGAGGACGACGAGGAAACCACCACCGUUCGCAGCAGAAAACAAAAGCAUGUUACCGAUGACGAGGAAGAGAUUCUAACCGGCAAAUCCAAGCCCAAGAAAGCGGCGGCAGAGGCGGAAAGUGAAAACGACGAGGAAAUCACUACACGCCGCAAGCAUAUUGCCAGACCUCCUACCGAAGUAACUGACCACCAAAUUGAAGAAAUCGUCACUCCGGAGCCGUCAUCAGAUGCGCACGAGGUGUACGGUGAAUCUGGCGAAGUUCGUGUUAUGCAGUCCAAUUCCCACAAGUCGCGAUCAGACAUUAGGAACAAUGACAGCGAGGGGACAACAAAAUCCACCCGUAAACUGCUGCAAAAGUCACGACCGGAUGUUUCAGAGGACGAGGCAAUUACUACCAAAUCCACCCGUAAACUGGUGCAAAAGUCACGGCCGGAUGUUACUUCAGAUGACGAGUCUACAACCAGAUCCACCCGUACACUACAAAAGUCGCGGCCAGAUCACACUACCGAGGACGAGUCGACAACCAGCUCUACCCACAAAACGCACAAGUCCUCCUCUGAAAGCGAACCACCAUCAGAACACCAAAAAACCAACAAGAUCACUAAAAAGAAGCAGCCUGCAGAAUCAAACGAACUAGACAACGAUGACGACGAAGAAACAUCCAGUAAAUUGACGAAACUAAACGAACUCGGUUCUCGCGCCAGCCUUCGUCUAUCUCAGACGAGUCUCGGGCACAAACCCGCUAAUGACCAUAAUGAAACGGUUAUCACCAAGCACCGCAAAAAGGGUAAAAACAAUCAUACAAGUGUAAGUGGUGUUCAGACAGAAGGAAACAGUGAUGAAGAGGAUAAUGUCGACGAAAGAGAAUGGAGAAAAGUUGAAUCUAGAGAAGGAUAUGUGAGGGAGGCUGUCCCUGCUCUACCAAACAAAUCGCAACUCUGAGCAUAUCCUAGAUGUGAUGUAGUAGAAACUUUUUUUUUUUUUUCUUUUCAAAAUGCUGUCUUUAGAAUGUCCAUUUCCUGUAACUUUUGUUUUCAAACAUGUUAUCGUAAUUUCUUGCGCAAUUUACAUGCUCUGCCGAUCACCCUCGGUUU
Messenger RNA from Spizellomyces punctatus DAOM BR117, 3114 nucleotides. RefSeq lists its product as uncharacterized. Gene Ontology annotation, biological process: intracellular signal transduction. Gene Ontology annotation, cellular component: microtubule; microtubule organizing center. Lineage: Eukaryota; Fungi; Chytridiomycota; Chytridiomycetes; Spizellomycetales; Spizellomycetaceae. The record is from RefSeq and is a predicted model, not a curated record. The transcript has 6 exons. Bases 341 to 2962 code for a protein of 873 amino acids.